Scedosporium apiospermum is the source of this 657-nucleotide messenger RNA. Its product is annotated as Peroxiredoxin-1. Gene Ontology annotation, molecular function: thioredoxin peroxidase activity. NCBI's taxonomy places the organism in Eukaryota, Fungi, Ascomycota, Sordariomycetes, Microascales, Microascaceae. The transcript has 2 exons. Gene Ontology annotation, cellular component: cytosol. The coding region runs from base 1 to 657 and encodes 218 amino acids. Gene Ontology annotation, biological process: hydrogen peroxide catabolic process; cell redox homeostasis; cellular response to stress. The record is from RefSeq and is a predicted model, not a curated record.
AUGUCUUCUGCAUUCAUCCAGCGCCCGGCCCCUGCCUUCAAGGCCAUGACCGUCUUCGCCGGCGGCGAGUUCAAGGAGAUUUCCCUGUCGGACUACCUUGGUCAAUGGGUCGUCCUCCUCUUCUACCCUAUGGACUUCACCUUCGUCUGCCCUACCGAGAUCAUCCAGUACAACGACGCCCUCCCUCGCUUCCGUGACAUCAACACCACCGUCCUCGCCGUCUCCACCGACUCCCACUACUCCCACCUCGCCUGGCAGACCCAGCCCCGUCGACAGGGCGGCCUCGGCCCCGACCUCCAGCUCCCCCUCGUCGCCGACCGUUCCCAGGCCAUCUCCCGCAGCUACGGCGUCCUUCUCGAGGACGAGGGCAUCGCGCUGCGCGGUCUCUUCAUCAUCGACCCCAAGGGCGUGCUGCGUCAGAUCACCAUCAACGACCUGCCCGUCGGCAGGAACGUCGAGGAGACCAUCCGCCUCGUCCAGGCUUUCCAGUUCACAGAUGAGCACGGCGAGGUCUGCCCCGCUGGCUGGAUGCAGGGCGCCAAGACCAUGAAGCCUGAGCCCAAGGCGAGCUUGGAGUACUUUUCUACCCAGCCUGAGGGUGCCAAUGGAACCUCUAACGGUGCUACCAACGGGACUAAGCGUCUCCGAACCGAGUAA